Molecule: messenger RNA, 402 nt
Organism: Fraxinus pennsylvanica
Lineage: Eukaryota; Viridiplantae; Streptophyta; Magnoliopsida; Lamiales; Oleaceae
Source: the annotation of a GenBank genome assembly
AUGGCUCGUUACGGCUCAUUACUAGGAUUUUCCCCAAGAAAUUCCUCUUACUCCUGCCUCCAGAUGAAUGGUAAAGAGGUUUUCCGCUUUGCUGUUUGUGUUGUGCCACAGUCAAUUGAAUCUGCUCUGGAGAAGGCAGGUCUUACUGGAUCCACCUUAGACUGGUUGCUUCUUCAUCAGGAAAACCGGAGGAUUAUUGAUACAGUUGCAACGCGCUUGGAGGUCCCAUCUGAACGUGUUAUAUCCAACUUGGCAAACUAUGGUAACACAAGCGCUGCGUCCAUUCCACUGGCACUGGAUGAGGCUGUACAAAGUGGGAAGGUGCAGCCAGGCUAUACAAUUGCAGCUACUGGAGUCGGAGCUGGUCUUACAUGGGGUUCGGCAAUCAUUAGAUGGGGAUAA